Cooperia oncophora is the source of this 507-nucleotide messenger RNA. NCBI's taxonomy places the organism in Eukaryota, Metazoa, Nematoda, Chromadorea, Rhabditida, Trichostrongylidae. The record is from the annotation of a GenBank genome assembly.
AUGUCCCUCAAUGCAUCGCCUUUCCAUUGUUGUCUACUCCCUACAGAUCGUUAUGUGGGCGAGUUUCAGUGCUACGACCUAUUUGACGACGAUAAAGGGCUGCCAUGGAAAAGAUGCGAACGUGAUGAGAUUCUUACAAUGAAGCAGAGAUUCGAUUCAAACGUGGGGAAAAGCUUAGUGUUCAUACUGCAGUCCCUUUCCUGCUAUUCGAUCGUUCCGGAAGAUUUUAAACGAAUUGUUCAGUACAUCGAUGGUCUGAAAUACGCUGAUGAGCCAGAUUACAUAUACCUGCGAAACUCUCUAGCAGCUAUCGCCAAAGAGGCCAGGGUUGAUUUUAACAAGCCGCUCGACUGGAUCGGUAUCACCUCAAAGAAGCGAGACAAGCCGAAAUCAGGAAGCGAAGAGGUGUCCAGCGACAAUCGACAAGAAGAAACCGGUUCAGGAGAGAAAGAGGAAGAGUCGAAGGACAGGAGCAGAUACAAGAGUUCUCGAGCAAAGAGGCGGUGA